UCUGAGUUCACGUACCCUCUUUCCCCAAACUCCAUUGACGGAUCAACACGCACGCACGGAUUUUAGUUCUUCUGUGUGGACUGUACGGCUCAAGGGACACCGCUUUCACUUCGCUGCUUGAAAUCUCGGAAAAUAUACUUUGUUGCUACUUUGUAGCUACUGACUGACACAUCAAUCUAUAAACUUUGCAACAAAAAACAUGACCCAGUUCAACAAGGGACCAGCCUACGGAUUAUCCGCAGAAGUUAAAAGCAAGAUUGCACAGAAGUAUGACGGCCAGAAGGAGGAGGAGCUGCGGUUCUGGAUCGAGGAGGUGACUGGCAUGCCCAUCGGGGACAACUUUCAGAAGGGACUCAAGGAUGGAGUCAUCCUGUGCGAAUUGAUCAACAAACUCCAGCCCGGCUCAAUAAAGAAAAUCAACCAUUCACAGCUGAACUGGCACAAGCUGGAGAACCUUGGGAAUUUCAUCAAAGCCAUUUUAAACUAUGGCUUGAAGCCCAACGAUAUCUUUGAAGCCAAUGACCUCUUUGAAAACGGGAACAUGACUCAAGUGCAGACCACACUGCUCGCGCUGGCCAGCAUGGCAAAGACCAAAGGCAUGGACACAUCGGUUAACAUCGGGGUUAAAUAUGCAGACAAGCAGAUGAGACACUUUGAUGACGAGAAGAUGAAGGCUGGGCAAUGCGUGAUUGGACUACAGAUGGGAACCAACAAGUGUGCGAGCCAGGCCGGCAUGACUGCUUAUGGGACGAGGAGACAUCUGUACGACCCAAAGACGCAGACGGACAGGCCUUAUGACCAGACCACCAUCAGCCUACAGAUGGGCACCAACAAAGGAGCAAGUCAGGCCGGCAUGUCUGCCCCAGGCACCAGACGAGACAUCUUUGACAAUAAGGUGGUCGGGCAGCCCGUGGACUCCUCCACCAUCUCCCUGCAGAUGGGCACCAACAAGGUGGCCUCCCAGAAGGGCAUGAGCGUGUACGGACUGGGCAGGCAGGUGUACGACCCCAAGUACUGCGCCCCGCCAACGGACCCCGUCAUCCACGCCAACGGUAGCCAGGGCACGGGCACCAACGGCUCGGAGAUCAGCGACAGUGACUAUCAGGCGGAGUACCAAGAGGAGGAGUACCAGGGUAGCUACCAUGACGACUACAGCGGACAUUAUACCGACCAGGGCAUCGACUACUAGGCGGCUAUACAGCUAUGGCCGAGCCAAUAAUAACACCCACCCCUCCUCCUCCGUUAGUCGAAGCAGUAUUAACUAGUUGUGUUAUCAACAGAGCAAGUCUUUUGCUAUCCUCGCUAGUCUUCCUGUAUGUUUUUUAUCAUUAUUAUUUGAAAACAAAAAAAUGGCUAUUUUUAGGCAAGGUGUUUGCCUGAAUGAGUUUUUCCCAGCUUUUUCAUUUGAAAGCAGGUUGAACAAAAACGUGUUUUGUUUGUGUUUUGGGGAUUAUUUGUAGAGAGAUAAAGAUGGUGAUUUCAUCCAUUUUGAAGAUAUGGCGUCAUUCCAUUUUUAGCAUUUUUUUGUAGAAUGGCAAGAUGGAGUUUUUAUACAGUUUUAAAAAUUUGAGACCAUUACUUUUGGAUUUUCCUUUUUGUUGUUUUUAAAUAUGUAUUUUAUGAAGUAUGGAUUACUGUGAAGUAAUGUCUCCCCUUCUUGCCAGCUAUGCAUCCGCUUCAUGCAAUAACUACCCUUUUUAAAACGCUUGACUGCUUUUAUAUCAAGAUUUGACUAUUUUAAGACAAAUUUAGAAUCUGCAAUAUUUUGGCACACAUUUUGAUUUUGUGUGAAUGCUUCUAUGCUCUCUACUCUUUCCUGACACAAACUUGCAUCAAACUUGGGGAAGGUAGGGAAAAUGUGAGACCAACAAGAACUUUCAUCAUUCCAUUCCAUUUUUAUUAUUAUUAUUAUUUUUCACAUCACUGGAAGAUCUAUUUUGAAAAUCUUAAAACUCCUCUCCUUCUUCCUUUAAAACCAUGAAAAAAUUGGAGCACUUUGCUCUUAAGGAAUAAUCUUAGUAGACUGGAUGACCAAAAACUUUUCUUUCCUUUUCCUCCUUUUACUGCCUAGGUCUUUUUUUAUUUGUGCCAUUAUGUCUCAUGUUUUAAAAGAAAGAGAAGAAAUCCCAUGCUCCCUCUGUAUUUAUUGCCAUGUCUCUCUGUAUAAGCCUUUCCUGUCAUAUGGUUCUUUUUAUGAAUAAAUUGUAUGUUAUAAAUAAAGCCUUAAAUACCUUGGUUCUACAAGCA
Molecule: messenger RNA, 2247 nt
Organism: Engraulis encrasicolus (European anchovy)
Lineage: Eukaryota; Metazoa; Chordata; Actinopteri; Clupeiformes; Engraulidae
Gene: cnn3a
Product: calponin 3, acidic a
Exons: 7
Coding region: 200-1189 (329 amino acids)
Biological process (GO): actomyosin structure organization; actin filament organization
Cellular component (GO): focal adhesion; actin cytoskeleton
Molecular function (GO): actin filament binding
Source: RefSeq, a predicted model, not a curated record